AACAUGACGAAGUAGAUAAAAAUCGAUAUUAUAGAUUUAUCUAUUUAUAAGAAUAAGAAUUCAGGUACAUCUUCUGUUAUCUAAAAGUAACAUGUUAUAAUUGAUAGAUAACGUUUAAAAUAGUCAUUAUGAAUGGAUUAAUAUUUAUAAGAGAUUAUAAUACUUAAAUGUGAAUGUUAAGAAGUAGGAACAAUUUUUCAGUAAUUUAAAUAAAAUUCAAAUUAUAGACGAGGUUAAUUACAACAAGUUUCUCGCCAAGAUGGCUGUCAAGCUAGAAUUUGUAAUAAAUUCUACCUGUGUUGCUCAUUAUUCUAAGAUUGAAGAAAAUCUUUGUAAAAUUGGGAUACCAAAAUCUAGUAUACAAACAUUACACAAUGUAAGCUCCAUUAUUAUUAAAACAACUUUACCAUCAACUUACGUAUUAAAUACCAUUGAAUCAACGGGUGUUAAAGCUGUGCUUAAAGGAUAUGGAAGUACUACUAAUGCCAACAUGGAUGUUGCUGUUGCUAUGUUGGGUGGAACAACUGGUUACAGUGAUUCUAAUAUAAAAGGCAUUGUACGUUUUAUUCAAAUAAAUGAAAACCAAUGCAUAGUAGACGGUACAAUUGAUGGUUUGACUCCUGGAAAACAUGGUAUUCACAUUUACGAAUGUGGAGAUGUAUCUAAUGGAUGUGAAAGCAUUGGUAAUCAUCUUAAUCUACUUCAAACAAAGCAUGGUAGUCAAAUAGAUGAUAAAAGCCAUAGACAUACUGGAGAUCUCGGUAAUAUUGAAGUUGAUGCACAAGGCAGAACAACAUUUUAUCUCUAUGAUCAUCUUCUUAAUGUAUCAGAUUUGAUUGGUCGUUCUAUAGCCGUUACUGAGAAUGAAGAUGAUUGUGGUAAAACAAAUAUUAAUAGCUCAGAAGUUGAUGGAAAUUGUGGUAAAAAAAUUGCAUGUGGAAUAAUAGCUAGAUGUUCUGGAUUGUUUGAAAAUAAUAAAAAAAUUUGUGCUUGUGAUGGUAUCACAUUGUGGGAAGAAAGAAAUGUUCCAUUGGCAGGUCCUGGUAGACAAAAGAAUAAUAAAAUUUAAAUAAUACUUGGUUUAUUAUUUAUAAAGUUACCACUUUACAAUAAUUAAUGAUACUGAAAUUAUUAAGUAUUAAAUUUUAAUAAAAUGAUGUAGAGUACAAAUUAUUACUUAUAAAUUAUUGUACAAUAAAAAUAUAUUAUAUAUAGUAUAAUAUAGUUAAAGAACUUAAAUGGAAUUUUAAAUUGGUCGUUGAUUAAAUAUAUUAAAUAUACAAUUAAUAAAAAACAUUUUGUACAAAGUUU
Messenger RNA from Daktulosphaira vitifoliae (grape phylloxera), 1311 nucleotides. RefSeq names its product copper chaperone for superoxide dismutase (gene Ccs). Gene Ontology annotation, biological process: removal of superoxide radicals. Gene Ontology annotation, molecular function: copper ion binding. Lineage: Eukaryota; Metazoa; Arthropoda; Insecta; Hemiptera; Phylloxeridae. The coding region runs from base 260 to 1069 and encodes 269 amino acids. The transcript is spliced from 6 exons. The record is from RefSeq and is a predicted model, not a curated record.